AUGGCCAUUAUCAAAAGAGGUGGACGAACAAAGGCGGCAGCGGCGCCAGCCAAGAGAUCGGCGAAAAUCAAGAAGGCAACCUAUGAUUCAUCUAAGAAGAAAGAAGUUGGUGUAUCUGAUCUGACACUACUUUCCACGAUAUCUGACCAGGCCAUAAAUGAAAAUCUCAAAAAAAGAUUCUUUAAUGGGUCAAUUUACACUUAUAUUGGACAUGUCCUUAUUAGUGUGAAUCCAUUUCGCGAUUUGGGCAUUUAUACAGAUGCGAUUCUCGAGUCCUAUAAGGGCAAGAAUAGAUUAGAAGUACCACCCCAUGUUUUUGCAAUUGCUGAAAGCAUGUACUACAAUAUGAAGGCUUACAAUGAGAAUCAAUGUGUCAUCAUUUCUGGUGAAUCUGGUGCUGGAAAAACUGAAGCUGCAAAAAGAAUUAUGCAAUAUAUUGCUGCUGCGUCUUCAGCGCAUUCAGAGUCUAUUGGGAAGAUUAAAGAUAUGGUUCUUGCCACUAAUCCACUACUGGAGUCCUUCGGCUGUGCUAAGACUCUAAGGAACAAUAAUUCUUCAAGACACGGGAAAUAUCUGGAGAUUCGCUUCAAUGCCCAAUUUGAGCCUUGCGCUGGUAAUAUCACCAAUUAUUUAUUGGAAAAGCAGAGAGUAGUGGGACAGAUCAGAAACGAGAGAAAUUUCCAUAUCUUUUAUCAGUUUACGAAGGGUGCUUCAGAGAACUAUAGACAGAUGUUUGGGGUUCAGAAGCCAGAGCAGUAUAUCUAUACGUCGGCUUCCGGAUGCACCUCUGUCGACACCAUUGAUGAUUUGAAGGAUUAUCAGGAAACUUUGAAAGCCAUGCAGAUCAUUGGUUUGUCCCAGGAAGAACAGGAUCAAAUUUUCAGGCUUUUGGCAGCCAUCUUAUGGAUUGGUAACAUUACUUUCAUCGAAAAUGAAGAGGGAAACGCUCAGGUAAGGGAUACGUCUGUGACAGAUUUCGUUGCAUACUUAUUGCAGGUAGAUUCCGAACUUUUAAUCAAAUCCUUGGUAGAAAGAAUUCUAGAAACCAAUCACGGGAUGAGAAGAGGCUCUGUGUAUCAUGUGCCCCUUAAUCAAGUUCAAGCUACCGCGGUGAAAGACGCCCUGGCAAAAGCAAUUUACAAUAACUUAUUCGAAUGGAUUGUCGAAAGAGUUAAUAUUUCUUUGCAAGCGUUCCCCGGUGCUGAUAGGUCCAUCGGUAUCCUCGAUAUCUAUGGAUUUGAAAUCUUCGAACACAACUCAUUUGAACAGAUUUGUAUCAACUAUGUGAACGAAAAGCUUCAGCAAAUUUUUAUUCAGCUCACGCUAAAAUCUGAACAAGAUACCUACGAAAGGGAGCAAAUUAAAUGGACCCCCAUCAAAUACUUCGAUAAUAAAAUUGUGUGCGAUCUUAUCGAGGCGAAAAGACCACCUGGUAUUUUCGCCGCCAUGAAUGAUUCAGUUGCCACUGCCCACGCUGAUUCCAAUGCGGCAGAUCAAGCAUUUUCACAGCGUUUGAACUUAUUCUCGUCAAAUCCUCAUUUUGAGCUGAGAUCUAAUAAAUUCAUUAUAAAGCAUUAUGCCGGUGAUGUUACCUAUGAUGUUAACGGUAUCACUGAUAAAAAUAAAGAUCAGCUUCAGAAAGAUCUCGUUGAACUGAUCGGAACCUCGACGAACACUUUUCUUUCCACUAUUUUCCCGGACACAGUGGAUCCGAACUCCAAGAGAAGACCACCGACGGCAGGCGAUAAGAUUAUUAAAAGCGCAAAUGAGCUUGUGGAGACAUUGUCGAAGGCGCAACCAUCAUAUAUCAGAACAAUUAAACCAAAUCAAACCAAAUCACCCAACGAUUACGAUGAUGCGCAAGUGCUUCAUCAAGUCAAAUAUCUGGGUCUUCAAGAAAAUGUGCGUAUUAGAAGAGCAGGUUUUGCCUAUAGACAAGUCUUUGAUAAAUUUGUGGAGAGAUUCUAUCUGUUGUCCCCUCGCUGUUCGUACGCAGGUGAUUAUACUUGGCAAGGAGAUACGCUUGAUGCUGUAAAAAUGAUCUUAGUGGAUUCGUCGAUUCCAGACAAAGAAUAUCAGUUAGGCGUAACUCAGGUUUUCAUCAAGACUCCAGAAACCCUAUUCGCCUUGGAACAUAUGAGGGACAGAUAUUGGUAUAACAUGGCUGCCAGAAUCCAGCGCGCAUGGAGAAGGUUCAUACAGAGAAGGAUUGAUGCGGCAACCAGGAUACAAAGAGCAAUCAAAGAGAAAAAAGGCGGCAACAAGUUUGAGCAGCUUAGAGAUUAUGGUACCACAUUACUGGCUGGACGAAAAGAAAGAAGGUCCAUGUCUUUACUGGGAUACAGAGCAUUCAUGGGAGACUAUUUAUCGUGCAACGAAGCCAAAUCCAAAGGUUCAUUUAUCAGAAAACAGGCUGGGAUCACUGAGAAAGUGGUGUUUUCAAUACAUGGCGAAGCACUACAUACUAAAUUUGGAAGAUCGGCUCAGCGUCUCAAAAAGACAUUUAUUCUAACAUCCAGUCAUUUCUACAUUAUUGGACAAGUGAUGACGCAGAACACACUUUCAUAUAAUGCCGAAUACAAUAUUGAUGUUAGGAACAUAAGUAGCGUGAGUUUGACAAACUUGCAGGACGAUUGGAUGGGUAUAAAUUUGAUGAAUUCAGCACAACCAGACCCUUUGAUCAAUACUUACUCCAAAACAGAGCUUAUGACUCAUCUCAAGAGGCUAAAUAACAAGAUUCAAAUCAAAAUUGGGCCCAACAUAGAAUAUCAAAAGAAACCUAGAAAAUUGCACUCUGUGAAAGGUCAAGUCAGCGAUACAGCCCCCAAGAGAGGCGAUCUCUAUAAGUCUAGCACGAUUUUGGUUCAACGCGGGCAUCCAGCGAGCUCAGAAUCUCAUGCAAAGCCCAGGAAAGGAACGAACAAUACACCCGUAAAGUCAUUUUCAAAAAAACCCUCCAAUAUGGGCAACAGGCCCGCACCAUCAACUGCUCAGCGUAAAGCGCCAGCGCCUGUUCCAAGAACGACCAAGAAGCCAGCUCCUCCACCUCCUGCUACCAAGCAACAACCAACAGGAAAUUCACUGGCAGCCACUGCCGCCCAAGCCGCUUAUCAUCCCAAUGGAGUAAUGAAACAAUCUAAACCUGUUGCUCCUAAGCCGACUGUUAAUCAAAAACCAGCGGCGCCCAAAGCAGAAGAACAGAAUCACAAAGCCGAGAUCGCAAGCGUAAAUGCUACUGCGGUAAAGCAUGUUCCACCUCCGCCUCCUCCUCCACCUCCUGCGGCAAAACAAGAGGUUCCGAUGUUCCAAGCGGCAUAUGACUUUCCGGGAUCUGGCGCUCCCUCAGAGCUGCCAUUGAAAAAAGGAGAUGUUGUUUACAUAACGAGACAUGAACCUAGUGGCUGGUCGCUUGGAAAAACAUUGGAUGGCGCAAAGGAGGGAUGGGUUCCUACGGCAUAUAUGACCGAGUUUCACGGCACUUCAAAUGCUAUUCAAGCACCGAAGGCCAUCAACUCCACGGCCACAACAGCUUCAGCCACACCAGCGAAUGCUAUGCAAAAUACACAAAUUGAUACAACUGCAUCGCAACCGGCAAAUUUCAGUGAUGGUUUGGCCUCCGCCCUUGCUGCUAGGGCCAACAAGAUGAGAGUUGAGAGCGACGAGGAUGAGACUGCAAAGACAGAUGAUGAAGAUGACGAUGAUUGGUGA
Molecule: messenger RNA, 3708 nt
Organism: Torulaspora globosa
Lineage: Eukaryota; Fungi; Ascomycota; Saccharomycetes; Saccharomycetales; Saccharomycetaceae
Product: myosin family protein
Exons: 1
Coding region: 1-3708 (1235 amino acids)
Biological process (GO): actin filament organization; vesicle transport along actin filament; endocytosis
Cellular component (GO): cell tip; cytoplasm; plasma membrane
Molecular function (GO): actin filament binding; ATP binding; microfilament motor activity
Source: RefSeq, a predicted model, not a curated record